UUUCGUAACUAGUAACGGUCACAUUGGAAUCUGAUCUAAUCAAUUCCGUACAUUUCUUCCCCACACCCGGUGACCGGCCAUCUACCUACAUAGAGCCUGCUCGGGGUCGGACUGAGGAUGGGGAGCAUCGGCUCUCCUUGAGACCCCCGAAGGGCAAGGAAAAGCUAGUACUCGCUCCGGGCCUGAGACCGGGACCUUGGUGCAGGAUAUUCCAGUGAGCUUGGCCCCUGUAUUAUGCACAUCGUUUCAGGCAGUCUGGGCGCCUGAUUAUACUCACCCUGUCAUUCAUCCCGUGGUAUUUGUGGCGAAUUUAUCAACCACCCGUAUCACCUCCUCAGGGAAUCUAAUCUUUCCUCCCUCGUGAGUCGCAUCCUUCUCAAGACGUAAAUCCGUCAAGAACGCAUGGCAAGCAAAACGACGUUAGACUGCGCUCCUGCGACCUUGACAACCAGACUCCCAGUUUCCAGUCGCAACGGCCGACAAGAUCGCUUACGUGGGCCCCGUCCGAUAAUAUCCGAUGGAUCUAUGUCAGCCUUCACCGAGCUGGACAGUGCCUGGGGCUGGGAGCCUAGAUCAGCACUGAAGUCUGACACCCGUUCGUCUUGGUGCACUUGCCAGAGCCUCUGGCAUGCAUCUGACCUCCGAUGGACGUCUGGUUCCCGCGGAAGAUACAAGUAGCGCGCACCGCAACCGACCCAAAUGCGCUUACUACAGUACUUCCGUCUUGCUUCCGUCGCCGAAGUGUCGGACGUCCGAUCAAGAAGGUCUCGCCCGGAGGAAUGCUUCCGCGGAGAUCCAGAGCUGUCGGCAAGCUUCUCUGAUCUCUCGCAAGUCACAGCUAAGUGUGCACGACAUGUUCUCCCGAGAGCCUUCAGUGUAUACAUGCUUCAGCCAGCUCAACAAUGCUUUGACUUCUC
Molecule: messenger RNA, 917 nt
Organism: Mycena citricolor
Lineage: Eukaryota; Fungi; Basidiomycota; Agaricomycetes; Agaricales; Mycenaceae
Source: the annotation of a GenBank genome assembly